Zasmidium cellare ATCC 36951 is the source of this 3519-nucleotide messenger RNA. RefSeq lists its product as uncharacterized. Gene Ontology annotation, molecular function: RNA cap binding. Bases 1 to 3519 code for a protein of 1172 amino acids. The record is from RefSeq and is a predicted model, not a curated record. Gene Ontology annotation, biological process: mRNA stabilization. The transcript has a single exon. Lineage: Eukaryota; Fungi; Ascomycota; Dothideomycetes; Mycosphaerellales; Mycosphaerellaceae.
AUGGCUGCUGUCAACUCAAGCCCCAGUGGCUUCUCAUAUGCACAGGCCGCUGCCAAGGCCCACGCACCAGCGACGAAUUCGCAAACACCAUCCAGCAAGGUGACUUCAGGCACCGCUACUCCAGCUACCGGCACCUUCUCUGAACUCGGGCCAAACAGCAAUUGGGCCGACGAUGUAGAAGCUACCGAGGGAGACAAGACCACGGAGUCCAGAAAGACCGCACAGAAGCAGGCCGAGCCUUCACAGGCCAAGGACAGUGCUGUUGAGCGCACCAAGUCUGAGAGCCGAGCUCAAAACGGUUCGUCCGGCGUAUCAUCACCAGACCUCACAGCAUCAUCGAGCACGACUAAUACGGACGAUGCUUCCUCAGCGCCCAGUGGCGGUUCGUCAUCAGAGACGACUUGGGACACCAAGUCGCAGAACUCCGAGCCAGCUUGGAUAGCUGAGCGUAAGGAGCGGCAGAGUGGCCCAGCAGAUGAGGGCCGAGGCAAGCGUGGAAAGAAGGAGGGAAAAGAGUCAAAAGAGGCCAAGGAGGCUAAAGAGGCCACGGAAGCACCGAUACCUCAGCCCCCACCCAAGCCGGUUGUGCUCCACGAUGCACCACCACCUGCGGUGAACCCCUGGGCAAAGCGCAUGGAAAACGCCAAGUCCAAGCCAGCAGCCCCCAUCUCCAUACAGUCACUGUCACGACCAGCUCCGCCAGCUCCACAUACUCAGAGUGGUCUCAAGGAGAACCAGCGGCCGAGAGCAGAUUCACGGAAGAAGGCGAACUCGGUGACGAGCGUUGCUCGUGAGGCAGAGACUCCAGCCACUGGUGAUGUGAAGAAGGCAGGUGGCGUUCAAGGUAAGCGUGCCAACCAAGUACGUCCCAAGUCACGUCAAGGCUCUAAGCCAGUCACAGAAGACGCUCGCACGGAUUCGAUCACACCUUCCGGCAGACCGGCACAACGUGAGCACCAGAGCUUGCCGAACUUGAAUACAGCACCGCCACCGGUCAAAGAUGAGGUUUCGUGGCCAACGCCAGAGACAGCACAAGAGACUCAGCGCAAGGAAGCUGCUACUGCUGAGAAAGAUGCCGGCAAGGAAGCGGAUGAGAGCGGCGAUGCUGAGCAGAACGCUGGUGCCAAGUCUCGACCGAAGACGACGUGGAAGCCAAUUCCUGUCACGCCAACGAUCGUGUGGGAGACCGAAGAGAUGAAUCGGCCCCGCGGACAAGGUGAGAGAGGUGGCCGAGGUGGCGCUGGUAGGGGUCGCGGUGGAUUCCGAGGAGCUCCCAACGGCGGAAAGGCUGCAGACCGCGCAGCAGCGAGAGGCAAUGGCUCACCUGAGGAUGCUGAAGCCGGUGCUGGUGCAGGCCAGCGUGGUCGUUCCAACACAGUCGAUCGUGAGGCCAUGCCUCCUCCACCCAAGCCUGUCCGACCAUCCAGCGCAAGUGAGUCGCGUGAUGGACGCAAGGCUCGUGAGCAGAGCUUUUCUGGGCGCCAGCGAUUCGCAAAGGGUGCCACGGACGGCUUCUCGGGCAGCGAAACCACUGCUCCGUCCGUUCCCUUCUCCGAUGCACGUCGAGCCAAGUCACCUUCCAAGAUGGAUGACACCCAGGACGUGAAGAUUCCAGAGCCUAUUCCCCGCCGGAGUCCCAGCGACUCGCAGCGUGAGAGCAGCCGUGAAGACGGAUCCUCUCGUGAAGGCUCGGCGACGAAGGCGACUCCAGGAGAGGGCAAGAAGGAGUCGCGAUCUUUCGAAAGCCAUAACGGCAAGGAGUGGAAUGGUGCCCCACGUGGUGGAAAGCGUAAUGGCCGAGGCCGUGGUGGUUCUCGCGAGUCCAUCAACGGACAUCAGGCCAACCAGAUGUUCCCCAACGGCCACGCCAUCGAAUUCGCUGGUGGCAACCCAUUUGCCUCACCUACUUCACCUGCUUCGUACCAGCCAACUCGAGGGCAGUUCAACUAUGGAGGACGUGGAGGUUGGCCACGCAACCCAAAUCCUCGCUCACAGUCGAUACCUGUCGACAGUCCGUACGCAGGAGCGCGACCAUACUGGCCUCAGCCACCGCCUCCCAUGCAGACCUACUACCCCAACAUGUACGACUAUCAAGCUGGCGUGCCAAUGUCUGCCAUGCCUUACAACCCGAUGAUGGACCAGCAAUACCUCAUGGACAUGAUCAGCACUCAGCUCGAGUACUACUUCUCCAUUGACAACCUGAUCAAGGACAUGUACCUUCGACGAAACAUGGACUCGCAGGGCUACGUAUUCCUCGACAUCAUCGCCAACUUCAACCGCAUCAAGCAGCUCACCGUUGACAAGGAGAUGCUCAAAGCUGUCUGCCUUCGAUCUGACAUCAUCGAAAUUCGCGUAGGCGACGACGGUAAGGAGCGCCUGCGACGUCACAAUCAGUGGGAGCAAUUCCUGCUGCCUGUGGAUCAGCGUGACGCCAGCGCUCAGAACGAUGGUCCUCAGAAUGCCAAGCGUCCUGAGCACCCGCAAAUUCACAUCUGGUCACCUCCAAUGGGCGGUCGUCCACCUCCAUAUCCCGCCACUCAAGGACCGCAACGGAGGUCAUACGAUGCUGGGUUUGGCAUGAGCGGCACUGUCCCUUCCUUUGCUCCAUUCUCGCCACUGAGUGAGAAUCCCUUCGGCGACGUGCCUAAUGGAGACGAGAUUCGGGGACGUGCUGCCAAGUCUCCCAUCCGCGAGAACAGUGCUUCGCCCAUGCACCAGGCGAUCCUCAAUGCAGCUGAUGGGCAGGACACCGAACCCGACGUGUUCCCUGACGAGCACGCAGGCACUCUGACCGUCGUCGUGAAGAUGAACCCACAGCGUGCCCAUCAUCACGCCGCGGCGAGGACGUUCUCGAAUGGCUCGAUCGACACUCGCAGCGUCUUCAAUGAUCUUGACAAGACGGUCGAGGGCGUCCCUGCUACCAAUGGAGAGCCUGUCGUUAAUGGCGAGAAGCAUUCGCCAAACAUCACGCGCCUCUCAAGCCCAGGCAUUGGACGAUCUCCCGAAAAGACGAACGGUGCCGCCGAACUCAUGCUGCUCUGGGUGAAGGAUAAGGAAGUCCCUCAGGACAACCUCCCUCAGGACGCCACCCUCGAGCCCUACAUCCAGCUCCACCAAAAGGCGCUCGAUCAGCGCAAGCAAGCUGCCACUGGCACAUGCCCAUACGACCUCGAUGUCCUCUACCAGUUCUGGUCGCACUUCUUGAUCCGCAACUUCAACCGAAGAAUGUACGCCGAAUUCAAGAUGCUGGCGCAUGGUGACGCCGAGGAGCGUCACAACAAGGUCGGUCUACAGAACUUGGUUCAGUUCUACGCCAAGGCUCUUGGAAGCAGCAACACCAUCCGUGACCACGUUGUCAACGAUUACGUCCAGCUAGUCAAGAACGAGCCACAAAUCACCAAGGAUCUGGCGUUCAAGCAGCUUCGUUCGGCUUGGCGCAACGGGGCUCUCAAUCUUAAGAACCGCAAGAAGCUGACCGAGAUUUUGGACGAGUCACUGAGAGACCAGCUCGAGUCGUGA